AUGUCUGCCACUAUUGAGAAAACUGCCAUUCUAGCCAAGUACCUGGACCUCGACCAGCGCGGCGCCGUUAUCGCGGAGUACGUCUGGAUCGACGGUACCGGUAACAUCCGCUCCAAGGGCCGCACGUUGCCGCGCAAGAUCAACAGCCUGGACGAGCUGCCCGAGUGGAACUUUGACGGUUCGUCGACGGGCCAGGCGCCCGGCCACGACUCCGACAUCUAUCUGAAGCCUGUGGCGUUCUACCCAGACCCAUUCCGCAAGGGCGACAACAUCCUGGUGCUCGCCGAGUGCUGGAACAACGACGGCACCCCCAACAAGUUCAACCACCGUCACGAGGCCGCCAAGCUGUUCGAGGCGCACAAGGACGCCGACAUCUGGUUCGGCCUGGAACAGGAGUACACUCUGUUCGACGAGAACGACCAGGUGUACGGGUGGCCUAAGGGCGGCUACCCCGCUCCCCAGGGUCCUUACUACUGCGGUGUCGGUACCGGCAAGGUGUACGCCCGUGACAUGAUCGAGGCCCACUACCGCGCGUGCCUGUUCGCCAACCUGCGCAUCUCCGGUAUCAACGCCGAGGUGAUGCCUUCCCAGUGGGAGUUCCAGGUCGGUCCUUGCACCGGCAUCAGCAUGGGCGACGAGCUGUGGAUGGCUCGUUACCUGCUGAGCCGUGUGGCCGAGGAGUUUGGCGUGAAGAUCUCGCUGCACCCUAAGCCUCUCAAGGGCGACUGGAACGGCGCGGGCUGCCACACCAACGUGUCGACCAAGGAGAUGCGUCUGCCAGGCGGCAUGAAGUACAUCGACGACGCCAUCGACAAGCUGUCCAAGCGUCACGUCGAGCACAUCAAGCUGUACGGUGCCGACAACGACCUGCGACUAACCGGCCGCCACGAGACCGCUUCCGCGACCACCUUCUCGUCCGGUGUGGCCAACCGUGGUGCCUCCGUGCGUAUCCCACGUUCCGUGGCCAAGGAGGGCUACGGCUACUUCGAGGACAGAAGACCUGCGUCCAACAUCGACCCUUACCUGGUGACAGGUAUCAUCUGCGAGACGGUCUGCGGCGCCAUCGACUCUGCGGACAUGACCAAGGAGUUCGAGCGUGAGUCCAGCUGA
This is a messenger RNA of Lachancea thermotolerans CBS 6340, 1110 nucleotides long. It is a transcript of the gene GLN1, whose product is annotated as glutamate--ammonia ligase. Gene Ontology annotation, cellular component: cytoplasm. Gene Ontology annotation, molecular function: glutamine synthetase activity. The record is from RefSeq and is a predicted model, not a curated record. The coding region runs from base 1 to 1110 and encodes 369 amino acids. NCBI's taxonomy places the organism in Eukaryota, Fungi, Ascomycota, Saccharomycetes, Saccharomycetales, Saccharomycetaceae. The transcript has a single exon.